AUGACUCAAAUGGAAUACUGUACCGUAUUCCGUCAGUACAAUUGUUCUGUUGCUUUCAAUGAAUUGACGAAUGUGGAAAAACACUAUGCCCAUUACUUAUCGAAAGCGUCAUGGGAAGGCAGCUUAAUAGUCUUCUUGCAGACUUCACCCGAAUCGCCAAUUAUUUUCCUUCUAUUUCAAAGUCUCUAUUCUGCACAAACCGUUGAUGAAUUGAAAGCAGCUUGCCAAUCGAUUCCUAAUGGACCAUCUGACGCUGAAUUUCAUGCUUUGCUGAUUUAUAGUGCUGCUUUCUAUUCAAAUAUGGGUAAUUAUAAAUCCUUUGGAGAUACCAAAUUUAUUCCUGGUAUUCCUCAGGAAAAAUUGGAGGUCAUUAUUCAAGCCAGUAAAGCCUACCAACAGCAAGCCGAGCGCAUGAAAAAGUUGUGGAAUCUAUGUAAAGAUCGGAUGUAUUCCAUUCAGAGUCGUGUUUUAGAAUUAGGUUUAGGCAAACAGGGACUUAGUACCUACUACUCGAGUAACUGCAGUGUGAAAGAUGCAGAAUUUAUCAAAGAUUUCAUGCAAGAAAUGGAUAUAUCUCCCUACAAUACAAGGUUAUUCAAAUACGAAAAUGGUUCUAAAGUACAAUAUGAGUUAAAGAUUGCAUCAGCUGAAAAAUCUGAAGAAGCAUAUCGAGAUAGCCAAGGUAGAGAAGAUACCAUGGCAAAGCUGUUAGGAAAGCACACUUACAAAGGAUGCGAAAUACUAAUUACUCGAGGAGAUUAUGCGCCGUUAAUGAAAAGAUUAGUAAAAAACCUACAAGCUGCCAAGAAUUAUGCUUCCAAUAACAAUGAGAUAUCGAUGUUAGAGGAAUAUUCCCAUAGCUUCACAACUGGAAGUAUAGAAUCUCACAAAAACGGUUCCCGAUUUUGGAUUAAAAAUAAAGGCCCAAUUAUCGAAGUUUAUAUUGGUUUCAUUGAGACUUAUCGUGAUCCAUAUGGUAUUCGUGGAGAAUUUGAAGGAUUCGUUGCCGUGGUUAACAAGCCCAUGAGUAUUAAGUUCUCGGAAUUGGUGAACUCUGCUGAAACUUUACUCGAUGAACUACCGUGGCCAAAGACAUUUGAGAAAGAUACUUUUUUAAAGCCUGAUUUUACUUCAUUGGAUAUCGUUGGCUUUUCUGGCAGUGGUAUUCCAGCUGGGAUCAAUAUCCCAAACUAUGAUGACAUUCGUCAGACAGAAGGAUUUAAAAAUGUAUCACUAGGCAAUGUCCUAUCAUCGUAUGGGAGCAAUAAGGCAGUCACUUUCUUGUCAGAAAAGGAUCAGGAACUAUACAAAGAAUUGAAAGGCCCUGCAUUUGAGGUUCAGGUCGGCUUGCAUGAGUUACUAGGUCACGGAAGUGGUAAAUUAUUUUCUCAGCUCGAAGAUGGGUCAUUUGAUUUUGACUGUGAUAUCCUAAAUCCUCUAACUGGGGAGAAGGUUGAAAAGUGGUAUAAACCCGGUGAAACUUAUGAUUCUAAAUUUGUAUCAUUGAGUUCUUCUUACGAAGAGUGUCGCGCUGAAUGCGUAGGAUUAUAUCUCUGUCUCUUAGAUAAAGUACUAAGAAUAUUUGGUCAUGAAGGAGAAGCUGCUGAAACUGUUAAAUAUGUUAAUUGGUUGCUUAUGGUACGCGGUGGACUUCUUGGAUUAGAAUUUUUUACUCCAGAAACAAACUCUUGGAAACAGGCGCACAUGCAGGCUCGAUUUGUUAUCACCCGCGUGUUAAUUGAUGCUGCAGUCGUGACUAUUUCAGAAAUGACUGGAGAAGAUGGUAAGCCUGAUUUGCUUAUUACCUUAAACAGAGACCGCAUAGCGACGGACGGUAAAGAUGCAAUAGGCAAAUUUUUAUGUAAAAUGCAGGUUUAUAAAGCGACUGGUGAUUACGAGGCUGCCAAGUCGAUGUAUGAGCAUUACUCAACAGUAGCUGAACAGCCGAACCUUCCAUUAAUAAAGUUCAGAAAUAUUGUUCUGAAUCGUAAACAGCCACGACCCAUGUUUGUUCAGUGUCAUACUUCAGUUAAUGGCGAAGAUGAAGUUGAUUUUACUGAAUAUGAAUCGAACGUAGAAGGAAUGAUCAAGUCUUUCGUCGAUAGAUUUCCCAGUUUUGAUGAAGAUUUGUUUGGUCUUUGGGAGAAAGAAAUCGCUAAUCAUGAUUACUGAGUGCUUAGUGAUUAAUGGAUAAUAUACUUUUCCUUUUAAAAUUAAAUUACCUUUAAAAAUGUUUCUAAGGGUGGUUGCAAUCGUGUUAUGCGCGUAAGGCGAAGUCAUUUAUGCAAAUAAAAAUCCUCUUUCAU
This is a messenger RNA of Trichoplax adhaerens, 2306 nucleotides long. RefSeq lists its product as uncharacterized. The record is from RefSeq and is a predicted model, not a curated record. The transcript has 19 exons. Gene Ontology annotation, biological process: proteolysis. Bases 1 to 2172 code for a protein of 723 amino acids. Gene Ontology annotation, cellular component: cytoplasm. Gene Ontology annotation, molecular function: metalloexopeptidase activity; dipeptidyl-peptidase activity. NCBI's taxonomy places the organism in Eukaryota, Metazoa, Placozoa, Uniplacotomia, Trichoplacea, Trichoplacidae.